Henningerozyma blattae CBS 6284 is the source of this 4896-nucleotide messenger RNA. Its product is annotated as ATP-binding cassette transporter SNQ2. The record is from RefSeq and is a predicted model, not a curated record. Lineage: Eukaryota; Fungi; Ascomycota; Saccharomycetes; Saccharomycetales; Saccharomycetaceae. The transcript has a single exon. Gene Ontology annotation, molecular function: ATP binding; ATP hydrolysis activity; ABC-type transporter activity. The coding region runs from base 1 to 4896 and encodes 1631 amino acids. Gene Ontology annotation, cellular component: membrane. Gene Ontology annotation, biological process: transmembrane transport.
AUGGAUCCGAUAAUAGGUAAUAAUUCUUCCAUCAGGGGAUCCGAAUCCAAUAUAGAUUUGGAUGAAAAAUCAGGACCUGCAAAACACACAAACAUAAAUACCACAAGACAAUCGACUCAAUUGUCUUCGGAAAAUCUAGUUGCACUUCAUGAAGGUGAGUUUUUCUCGAUGGAUAAUAUUAGAGAACAACCUAAAGAUACCCAUUCAUCAUCAUCUACGGACGAUGAAAAUAGUAUAAAAGAAUUCAGUCCUUCACAUAGAGAACCUCCAAGAGAACGCUCAAUGUCAAGAGAUUUUACUUCUAUUCCAAACAAUUCGACUACUUCGUUUCACUCCAAUAAAGAAAGAGCUAAACGAUUGAAUUUAGCCUCCAAUGAUACCCCGAGUGAUCGGUUAACAAAACUGUUAACCUCAUCCUCGACACCCAGUCAUCAUAAAGAUUCUAUGACAGAACCACAUAGACGAGAUAGACGACUCAGUACAGAAUUGAGUCCUGACUUGAUAUCACAAAUCGAAUCCUUGGCUAAAACCCUAUCAUUCCAUACAACAAGAGAUGGGGUAUUAAAUUUCAUGACUACUUCUACACCCACCUCCAGUUCCUCUAAUGAUUCAGAACACGAUACUUUAUCUUUUGAAGAAUCAGAUGAAGAUUUUAAUGCCAAGAUGAUCAUUUCAGAAUUCGUAAGAAACGCAAACGAACAGGGGAUUCAUCUUAGAAAGGCAGGUGUUAUCCUCGAGGACGUCGGUGCAAAGGGUAUCGACUCAUCUGCGGCUAACGCAACCACUGUCAUGGAUAUCAUACUUUUACCUUACACUAUUUUCAAUUUUGUGAAAAAUUUAAGAAAUCGUAGAAUGAUGCAUAUCCUUCGAAAUGUUUAUGCAUUUGCUGAACCUGGUGAAAUGGUUCUUGUCCUAGGAAGACCUGGUGCAGGUUGCUCUACUUUCUUAAAAGUAACAGCAGGACAAAUCGAUCAAUUAGCCGGAGGAGUCACCGGUGAUAUAUCUUACGACGGUAUUGACCAGAAGGAAAUGAUGAAACAUUUCAGAUCAGACGUUAUCUAUAAUGGGGAGUUAGACGUGCAUUUCCCCUAUUUAACUGUGCAACAAACUUUAGAUUUCGCCAUUGCGUGUAGAACUCCCGCUGUGAGAGUCAAUAACGUCUCAAGAAAGGAGUAUAUCGCAGCAAUCAGAGACUUGUACUGUACAAUCUUUGGGCUAAGACAUACUUAUAAUACAAAAGUGGGGAAUGAUUUCGUAAGAGGUGUUUCUGGGGGGGAAAGAAAACGUGUCUCUAUAGCAGAAGCAUUGGCUGCAAGAGGAUCCAUAUAUUGCUGGGAUAAUGCAACAAGAGGGUUAGAUGCUUCUACUGCACUGGAAUAUGCUCAAGCUAUUCGUGUAAUGACAAAUCUAUUAGGAUCUACUGCAUUUGUUACUUUAUAUCAGGCAAGUGAAAACAUUUACAAUACAUUCGAUAAAGUUACAGUACUUUACCUAGGUAGACAGAUCUAUUACGGUAAAAUAGAAGAUGCUAUCCCGUAUUUCGAAAAAAUGGGGUAUGAAAAACCUUCAAGACAACCUACAGCAGAAUUCUUAACUUCUAUGACAGAUUUAAACGGGCUACAUAUAAUAAAGCCAGGCUAUGAAGAUAAAGUACCAAGAACUGCAAAGCAAUUUGAAGAGUAUUGGCAUAAUUCUGAAGAAUUUAAUCAAUUAAAACAUAAUAUUGAAAUUUACAAGAAAAAUAUUGACGUCGAAAAGACAAGAGACUUAUAUAAGCAAUCCAUUCAACAAGAAAAAUCAAAAAGUUCAAGAAAGCAAUCAAGAUAUAUUAUAUCAUAUUUCGAACAAGUAAGAUUAUGUACAAUCAGAGGGUUUCAAAGAAUAUAUGGUAAUAAAUCAUUCACAGUAACAAAUAUAACAGCUGCUAUCAUACAAUCUUUAGUUUCCGGAUCUUUAUUCUACAAAGCACCUUCAGGAACAAAUGGUGCCUUCACAAGAGGUGGUGUUUUGUAUUUCGCAUUACUAUAUUAUUCUUUAAUGGGGUUAGCAAAUAUGUCUUUUGAGCAUAGACCUAUCUUACAAAAACAUAAGAUGUAUUCAUUAUACCAUCCAUCUGCUGAGGCAAUAGCAAGUACCUUAUCGGGAUUCCCCUUUAGAAUGAUUGGAUUAACUUGUUUCUUAAUCAUUUUAUAUUUUUUGGCUUAUUUACACCAAACUGCCGGAUCAUUCUUUAUUAUUUAUUUAUUUUUAGUCAUGUGCUCAGAGGCUAUUAACGCAUUAUUUGAAUGCGUUGCUUCAGCAUGUGAUUCUUUGCCACAGGCAAAUUCAAUCGCUGGUAUCAUCAUGUUAGCCAUUUCGUUAUAUUCUACAUAUAUGAUCCAAGCUCCAAAGAUGCAUCAAUGGUUCAAAUGGAUCUCAUACAUCUUACCAAUAAGAUACGCAUUCGAGUCAAUGCUGGAAGCAGAAUUUCAUGGUAGACAUAUGAACUGUAAUAAAUCAUACGUUCCUAGAGGCCCAGGAUAUGAAGAUGUAUCUCCUGACAAUCGUGUUUGUGCAUUUACGGGUUCCAAGCCUGGUCAAAAUUAUGUAUUAGGGGAUGAUUAUUUAAGAAUCCAGUACACUUAUGUUUGGGCGCAUACUUGGAGAAAUUUGGCCAUUAUGUGGGCAUUCGUGCUUGGAUAUGUUGGCGGUAAGAUCAUCUUUACCGAAUUUAAAAGACCCGUAAAAGCUGGUGGUGAUAUGUUACUUUACAAGAAGGGUACAAAACUUCAAUUUAACCAUAAUGAUGAAGAAAAUGAUGUAGAUUCACAAUCUAAAGUUUUCCCUGUAUCUUCGUCUACAGCAGUCUCUACAGCAUCCUCACAAGAAGGAGCAGUAGAACCUGAUUCGUUUAAAGAUUUAGAAAGUACAGGUAUUUUCAUCUGGAGGAAAGUUUGUUAUACUGUUCCAUAUAAUGGUAGCCAACGUCAAUUAUUGGAUAAAGUAACAGGUUAUUGUAAACCUGGAACGCUAACAGCUUUAAUGGGGGAAUCAGGAGCAGGUAAGACAACUUUAUUAAAUACAUUAGCACAAAGAAAUGUAGGGAUUAUAACUGGUGAUAUGUUAGUAAAUGGCCAUCCGGUAGAUAUUACUUUUGAACGACGCACUGGCUACGUUCAGCAACAAGAUAUGCAUAUAGCUCAAUUAUCAGUAAGGGAAUCAUUACAAUUUUCAGCUCGUGUACGUCGCCCAGCAAGUGUCUCAGAUGAAGAGAAGAUGCAUUAUGUGGAGAGAGUUAUAGAAGUUCUCGAUAUGGAACAAUAUGCCGAGGCUUUAGUAGGUGAAUUGGGGCGUGGGUUAAACGUAGAACAAAGAAAAAAGUUAUCUAUAGGGGUUGAAUUAGUUGCUAAACCAGACCUACUAUUGUUUUUAGAUGAGCCAACUUCUGGUUUGGAUUCUCAAUCUUCGUGGGCAAUCGUUCAAUUAUUAAGAAGAUUAGCGAAUGCGGGGCAAGCAAUUUUAUGUACAAUCCAUCAGCCAUCCGCAACUUUGUUCGAACAAUUCGAUCGUUUGUUAUUAUUGAAGAAAGGAGGACAAACAGUCUAUUUUGGUGAUAUUGGUAAAAAUUCAAGAACUUUAUUGGACUAUUUCGAGGGAAAUGGUGCAAGAAUAUGUGACUUUUCUGAAAAUCCGGCAGAAUACAUUUUAGAAUCUAUAGGCGCAGGGGCUACUGCCUCUGUAAAAGAAGACUGGCAUGAAAUUUGGUUAAAUUCUCCUGAAUAUACAAAUUUGGCCAAUGAAGUGGAUAAAUUAAUUCUCGAAUUACAGGCCAAGGAAGAUCCUUCCGUAUUUUCAAGGAGUAAAACAAAAUAUGCAAAUUCUUACGUUUAUCAAUUCUAUCAUGUUUGGUUACGAACUACUCUUGUAUUUUGGCGAAGUACUAAUUAUAUCUUUUCAAAAAUGAUGCUAUUUACCUUUGCGGGUUUAUUUAUUGGGUUCUCAUUUUAUAAUGUAGGCUAUUCAUACGCAGGUUUACAAAAUUCAUUAUUUUCUGCAUUCGUUUCAAUUAUUUUAUCUGCUCCUUUAAUGAAUCAAAUUCAAGCGAACGCAAUUCAAUCAAGAGAAUUAUUCGAAGUUCGUGAAUCGAAAUCCAAUAUGUUUCAUUGGUCUUUUAUCUUAGUCACUCAAUAUUUAUCAGAAUUACCUUACCAUAUAUUGUUCUCCACAUUUUUUUUCGUUUCCUAUUAUUUCCCACUAAGAACUUUUUUUGAAGCAAGCAGAUCUGCAGUCUGGUUUUUAAAUUAUAGUUUCGUAUUCCAGUUAUAUUUUGUUGGAUUAGGUUUAAUGGUUUUAUAUAUGUCCCCCAAUCUUCAAUCUGCAAACGUCAUAAUGGGGCUAACACUAUCUUUUUUAAUUGGAUUCUGUGGUGUUGUACAACCUAAAUCAUUGAUGCCUGGAUUUUGGACAUUCAUGUGGAAGACCUCGCCCUAUACAUAUUUUGUUCAAAACAUGGUAGGCAUUUUAUUACAUAAGAAACCAGUGAGAUGUAAGAAAAAAGAAUUUAAUUACUUCAAUCCACCGGAGGGGCAAACUUGUGGUCAAUAUAUGGAGGCGUUUUUGAAAACAGGUACUGGAUAUAUUGACAACCCAGAUGCUACCUCUGAUUGUGCUUAUUGCAUAUAUUCUGUAGGUGAUGAGUAUUUGACGUAUGUCAGUGCAAGCUAUGGUAAUAUUUGGAGAAAUUUUGGCUUCUAUUGGAUCUAUAUUGUCUUCAAUAUUUUUGCCAUGGGGACUGUUUAUUAUGUUUUCCACGUUAAAAACUUAAUCAGCAUUUCCACCAUUACUAUGCUAAUAGCUCAGGUUAAAAAGAGAAUAGUACCUAAGAAAAAAGAUAAAUCUGAUGAGAAUGCUGAUUAA